CCACGGAGAGAAGAUCUGCGCGUAUGCGGAAUCGAUUUUUUUUUUUGCCAGGUGUUUGUCGUCCGCGUAUGUGAUUCAUUCCUCUCGCCGCGGACUUUCCCCGACGGGCGCGCGGAGAGAUGCGAGAGUGCCGAGGUGGCUCCGAAUGAAUUCGGAGCAAGACGUCAUCGGCUUUCAACGGGGCCACGUGGACCACGUCGGGAGCCAGGCAAAAUAUGUGCCAGCAUGUCCGAGGACGACGCGCAGGAAGCAGCCAGCGAGGAGAUCGAGAGACAGGGAUCCCUCUACGUGUUCCCGAAUGCAAGCCGUCCGAGCUGCACGACUUCGUCGUCGUCGUCGUCGAUCUCGACGGCGCCUCUCCAGCCGCCGCCUCCGCUGUCGUUCCUUCACGAUGGCACGAGCACGGCGAGCACGGCGAGCACGGCGAUGACGACCAGCGUUACCACGACGAUGACGAGCACGUCGACGAAAAACAGCAACGGCGACGAGGACGAGGACGCCGUAGAGGAGGUCACCUCGCCGGCCAGGAGGAAACCCUUUCCGAGGACGCACGCGAGAUCGGCGAGCCACGGUGGUGUCCUGGCGGAUUGCACGACCGGAUGGCAGACCUACGGAUCAUUCCUGGGCCGGCCGUUGACGGCGGUGGGAAGCGCCACGUCCGCUGGCCGACCGUCGGCGUUGAAAAAGCCGGGUCACCAGAGAGCCUUCAGUCAGGGUCAGGUGGCGGACGUGACGCAGGGCCAAUCGGCUGUAACGGGACAUCACCGUGUCGGCUCCAGAACGGACUUCAUCCUGCCGCCAGGCCACAGGGAAGACGGCAGACCGCCCACUGCCGGCAGAAUGCCUUCUUUUCGCGGCCAUUCCCGUCAGGCGUCCAGAUCGGAGUCUAUCUAUACGAUAAGACGUAGCGUCGCGCCUCCCUGGUGGAGGAGACUAUGGGCUCAUUGUUUCGGUCCGCUGCCGGAGGAGCCCCGUUUAAGGACAAUAGUGCCGAAUCACUUAGUUCCCCCGAAGACUCCGAAAAGACAGCAUCCCAAUGGAGACAGGGUGGACAACAGGGUACGCACAACGAAGUACACCGCAUUGAGCUUCCUACCUCGUAACCUGCUAGAGCAGUUCCACCGCGUGGCCAAUCUGUACUUCAUCUUCAUCGUGCUGCUUAAUUGGGUGCCGGCUAUAAACGCCUUCGGCAAGGAGGUCGCCAUGAUCCCCGUGGUGUUUGUUUUGGGUGUCACGGCGCUUAAGGACUUCUUCGAAGAUCGCCGGCGACUCGCCAGUGACCGACGUGUGAACAAUUCCACCUGCCGCGUCUACGUUAGCGAGGGCGACAGAUACGUGAAGGUGGCAUGGAAGGAUGUCAAGGUGGGUGACCUGGUUCACCUCUCGAAUAACGAACUGGUACCGGCCGAUCUCUUACUUCUGCGAAGCAGUGAUCCUCAGGGAUUAGCUUACCUCGAUACGUGCAAUCUCGACGGCGAGUCGAACCUGAAGCAGCGCCAGGUGGUCAGGGGUUUUCUCGACCUGCAGGAUACCUUCCAGCCUUCCAAGUUCCGAUCGGUAGUCGAGGUCGAUCAGCCAAGCACUAGAAUAUAUAGGUUUCAUGGCGCCGUGGUGCACCCGAACGGCGGCAGGGUGCCCGUAUCGACGGAAAAUCUUUUACUCAGGGAAUGCGUUUUAAAGAACACAGACUUUGUCGAGGGUAUAGUCAUAUACGCCGGUCACGAGACCAAAGCGUUACUGAACAAUGGUGGACCCAGAUACAAGCGUUCCCGUCUGGAGAGGUACAUGAACAGGGAUGUGAAGUGGUGCGUGGUGAUACUGGUGAUUCUGUGCGUGAUCGGCGCGUUUGGCUGCCGAUUCUGGCUGUCUGCGUACACAGGUUUGCCGGCGGUGCCGUUUCUGCCGGUGCUGCAGGAGCCCACUUACGAGAGCUUGCUGACCUUCCUGACAUUCAUCAUAAUAUUCCAAGUGAUGAUACCGCUGAGCCUGUAUGUGACGAUCGAGAUGGCCAAGGUGGGUCAGGUGUAUCAUAUCGGUCACGACCCGGCCCUCCACGACACGGAAACCGGCCGUAAGGCGGAAUGCCGCGCGCUGAAUAUCACGGAAGAAUUAGGCCAAGUACAGUACGUUUUUUCCGAUAAGACUGGUACCCUUACGGAAAACAAAAUGCUAUUUAGAAGAUGCGUGGUAGGCGGCCAAGAUUAUUCGCACAUGGGCGACAACGAGAAUCUGCUUCCGUGUUCGCGACUUAAGGAGGAUCUGCUCAUAAGUACAUUUCGACAUCGCUUACAGGAGUUUCUUGUUGUCUUAGCCACGUGUAACACAGUUGUUGUAAAUUCUCAACCGCAUCACGAUAUUAUGAACUCUAGCGGAGUCAUCGAGGAACCGCAAAAGAAUGGAACUGGUUCUAUGAGAAUAAUGGAAUCGGAUGCGAGCUCAUUUCCGAAUGCGAAUUCUCCACCGAUACCGCUGUCUCCGAGCAAUAGAGCUAUCCGAACCUUAUCUCCAGUAUCACCUGUAAUCAGUACGGUAAACACGUUUGACGACACUUCGAAAUUCCCGUUUAAAAUUUCCAGACCAAAAUUACUGAACGUAACAGCAAUACCGAGUCUGGGGAUCGGACUGGGGAUGUUGGGACGGAAAUUUUCGCCAGAUGGACCGAAAAGACGCAGUCCGGAAACAAAGAACGGAGACGAACUGCUGCAGAGUCCGGCGAUCUACGAGGCGGAAAGCCCGGACGAAUUGGCGCUGGUUCACGCGGCGCGCGCUUACGACGUCAAGCUGCUGAAGCGGACGCCUCGUAGCGCGAUUGUAUCCUUCCCGGACAAGUCGACCCUCGCGUUCGAGAUACUUCACGUAUUGCCGUUUGACUCGAACAGGAAAUGCAUGUCAGUGCUGCUCAAGCAUCCUCACACGGGCGAGAUAGUUCUGUACAGCAAAGGCGCCGACACGACGAUGCUUCCGGCACUCGCGUCGAGCGACGAGAACGCCGUCAGCUCGGCGAGUAUACGACACUACUUGCAAUCGUACGGACGUCAGGGUCUGCGCACGUUAGUGAUGGCGAAGAGAACGCUGACGACACAGGAAUACGAGAUCUGGCGGGAGAAGCACAACGAGGUGGAGUUGGCGACGGAGAAUCGCGAGCGUCGUAUACGCGACUCAUACGCGAUGCUGGAAUCGCACUUGACAUUAUUGGGUGCGACCGGUAUCGAGGACAAGCUUCAGGCCGGUGUGCCCGAAACAAUGGCCGCUCUGAUCGCCGCCGGGAUUGUCGUAUGGGUUCUGACAGGGGACAAGCCGGAGACCGCGGUGAACGUGGCGUACUCGGCACAACUCUUCUCGCCAGCCAUGCAACUGCUACAGCUGCAGGCAAGAUCGAAAUCUGUGGCCGAGGCGCUCAUACACGGCUAUCUGGAAACAGCGCGCAAAGAGAACGUAAACGGUCAUCCAUCGCAGCCAACGGACAUGAUGGGCAUCGCCGAUCCUGCCGGCAUAUAUAACCGCGAUUCCGCCGAGAGGGAUGCGCACAGAAUCGGCAGUCCGUGGCCACGGCAACGCGCCCUCGUCGUAGAUGGCAAAACGUUAACCGUGAUCCUAGACCCGCGAUCGGGCCUCACCGGUCCGUUCCUCGAACUCACGAAAACUUGCUCCAGCGUCUUAGCCUGCCGCGCCACACCAUUGCAAAAGGCAUACAUAGUCCGCAUUGUUAAAAAGCAAUUAGGAAUGAGAACGCUGGCAAUCGGCGAUGGUGCGAACGAUGUUAGUAUGAUACAGACUGCCGAUGUGGGUGUCGGCAUCUCAGGGCAGGAAGGUACGCAAGCGGUAAUGGCAGCGGAUUUCGCGAUUUCUCGAUUUUCCAUGCUCAGCCGACUCCUCCUUUUACAUGGACAUUGGUGUUACGACCGCCUCGCCAGAAUGAUUUUAUAUUUCUUUUACAAAAACGCCACCUUUGUCUUCCUCAUAUUCUGGUUUCAAUUGUUUUGCGGCUUUUCCGGCACCGUAAUGAUAGACCAAAUAUAUUUAAUGCUAUACAACUUGCUGUUUACUUCGCUGCCGCCUCUCGUCUUGGGCAUUUAUGAUCGAGUUGCCAAGGCUCGCGUGUUACUUUCAGCGCCGGAAUUAUACACAAGGGUACGCCUAGGAUUGGUAUACCAGCAACAUUCCUUUUGGCUCACGAUCAUCGACGCUUUUUACCAAAGUAUCGUCAUAUUCUUUAUUACCAAAGAGGUUUAUCACGAUUCAGUUAUCGACAUAUGGGAGUUCGGAACGACCAUCAUGACAGCGUGUAUUGUCGUCAUGCUAGCUCAUGCUGGUAUAGAAAUUAGGUCUUGGACUAUAAUCCAUGUUGGUGCCAUCUUCGGUUCCUUGGGCGUUUUUUUCGGAUUCUGCUUAUUUUAUAAUGCCGUUUGCGUCAAUUGCAUGGGUCUACCUGGAUCUUUUUGGGUAAUGGAAAAGGCCUUUACACAUCCUACAUAUUGGCUGACAGUGGCACUUACUUCUGUUCUUGCCUUAAUGCCUAGGUUGGUAUAUAAGGCGAUACAGUCCACUAUCGUACCAGAUAGUAUGCACAUUGUCUCACGGCGAAUCGACGCAAAAAGCGAUGACCAAAUUCUUCGGCAGCGUAUUAGCAAUCAGAGAGGCGAAGUCAACUUCAUCGCUGGAUGGUCGCGUUCUUCGCAACACGCUACUAUCAGACCCGGCAGCUACAGAAGCAAAAGCAACGCUCUCACAACUAUUGUCGCGUGACAAGUACAAUCACAUCGAGAUGAAGUAUGUCCAUCUCAUUAACCCGGAGAAUCGACCCGACCGAUCGCCGAAAAAAAGGGGAAAGGAACCGCUUUUCGCCCUUUCCCUCGAAAGCCACGCGUUCCUUUACCGAUUAGCAAGGGAAUCUUCAAAUCUCUCAGAGCCGUAUGCAUUGACAAUCUUGAUUAAUAAUUAACUAUAUUAACUAUCUCUGGUUGACGAUUCCCUUUGUAAGAUCAUAGUUGUAGUUCUAAUGAACAUAAUUGUAGUUCUAAUGUACAUAUGAGAGAAGAGCUAGUUAAACCAUAGUUCGUGUUACUGAGUGUGGAAAUUCACGCUCAUCACCACGGAACCAAACGUAGAUUAUUAAAAAACGAAACCUCGUUCAUGAUGCAAUGCGCAUCAUCGCUUGCCCAUGGUGGCGUUCUCGUUAUCGACAUCGCGAUAACAACUAACAUUACAUUGCCAUUUUUCGGGUUCGAGUUAUCGUGGUUAUCGCUGAUUUAAAAUCCAGUGGCCUUAAAUCUCAGAUCGUUCGUUGCAUUUAAUGGCUGUGACUUCUAGGGACCAAGACUGUGCGUUAUAAUUGCGUUGAAGGGCGGACUGUGCGUUGUAAUUGCGUCAGACAGGCCGGAUUCGAGUGAAAGUCUACGCUGCGCUACUUCAAGUAUCUCCUCUUUAAUUUUAUUUUUCUUUUCAAUCUAGAACUUCACUCGAACACAAACCGCAACUUCUACUUUCGCGAACAUACCAUAUGAAAGACCAACGUUAGACACAGGCAAACGUAUAAAUAUCAUUUCUAAUUUGUUCAUAUAUCUUUAAAAUAAGUGUACAAAGAUGUUGUAAAGAUGUUGUAAAAA
Messenger RNA from Pogonomyrmex barbatus (red harvester ant), 5606 nucleotides. Its product is annotated as phospholipid-transporting ATPase VD. Gene Ontology annotation, molecular function: ATPase-coupled intramembrane lipid carrier activity; magnesium ion binding; ATP hydrolysis activity. The record is from RefSeq and is a predicted model, not a curated record. Lineage: Eukaryota; Metazoa; Arthropoda; Insecta; Hymenoptera; Formicidae. Gene Ontology annotation, biological process: phospholipid translocation. Gene Ontology annotation, cellular component: plasma membrane.